UCUCCGGCGGAGUGGCUCCGGAUAUUUCGGCAACAGAAGCCUGGCUGCGGUAGCCGGAGAAAUUCCGAGCGAGGGAAACCGAGUGCCGAAGCGUCGCUGCUGGCAAACAUUUUCCAUUUUCGUUUCGCAGUCCUGUAAUCAGUUGUGUAUAGGACACUCGCGUGCGCGCGUCGAACGGUUUCUGGCUUUAUUUGUGGGGAAAAGUGUGUGGAAAAGUGUGUGUCUGACGGCGAAACGGUAAACGGGGAAAACGCUGCGCGGUUUUUGCUGCUAUCGAGUUCAUUUUUUUUUGCUGGAUUUUAUAUGCAACAACAAUCGUUGAGACAGGACCUCAAGUUUAGCUAAAAUGUAACAUAACACCAAAUAAGAAGCGAAAAACAAAGUGAACGCCAAGUAAUACAAAUACUCGUAUAUGAAUAAGCCCAAAUCAUUAACAAAUUAAAACGAGACACGCAAGGAAGGGCAAGAAAAUAUAAAUAUCGAAAGGAGUCAAGUCAAGUGCUUUCGAGGAGCUGUUUGCUGGCAUGCUUUGAGGUUAAUACCACCCACAACCCACCACCCAACCACCCACUACCACUCAUCAGCCAUCAGCCAUCACCAACUCAUUCCUCCUUCUUCCUUCAUCUCCGUUUCGGCCAAUUUCUCCGUCUGCUUUCGCCGCUUUCUUCGUCACCGCCGCUGCCGCCGCCGCUGCCGUCACCAUCAAACGGCAUCGAAGCAAGGUAGCCUCAUUAGCGACUUAGCAGAAUGGCAUAAAGGAAGCCGUAACCAAAAACCACCAAAACCGAAAAAAGGAUACGCCGAAAGGGAUUAAAAGCAGCAGCCGCUGAAAAGGUUGUGCAGCCAUAAAAAAGCACAAAGAAAUUGUACACUCACAGCGAAUUUUGGGCAUAAUGAGUUCGCUGUCGCGUCCCUAAAAACGGAGCACCUUAAAUGCAAAUUGAUAUUAAGCCGCCAAUCAUAAUCAGCAGCGAUAUUAAUUAAACACCGCGACCAGUCAACAAUAAUCAAGCCGAAUAAUAAACCGACAUGGCCUCACCACCGGAGAGUCCCAUCGAGGAGGUGGUCUAUGAGUUGGAACACACACGAGUGCCUAAGCCCAUUCCCGUUGCCCUCGAGGAUCUGUGCCGGCAGACCAAGUUCACCAAACAGGAAAUCCGCGUCAUGUACAGAGGAUUUAAAACGGAAUGCCCCGAGGGCGUGGUACACGAGGAUUGUUUUAAGGAUAUCUACGCCAAAUUCUUUCCACAUGGCAAUUCGAGCUUAUACGCUCAUUAUGUGUUCAAAGCGUUCGAUGUUAAUUGCAAUGGCGCCAUUAGUUUUCGGGAUUUACUGGUCACCUUGUCGACCUUGCUGAGAGGUUCAGUUUAUGAGCGUCUGCGUUGGACCUUCAAGUUGUACGACUUGAACGGCGACGGAAGGAUCAGUCGCGGUGAACUGAGUGAAAUUAUUUUGGCCAUUCACGAGCUUAUGGGCCGGAGACCACAUCAACCUGAGGACGAUCGCAAGGCGAGGGAUCAGGUGGAUCGUGUGUUCCGCAAACUGGACCUGAACCAGGAUGGCAUUAUAACGAUAGAGGAGUUUUUGGAGGCCUGCCUGAAGGACGACUUGGUGACUCGAUCGCUACAAAUGUUCGACAACGACCUUUGAUGACAAGAGGGGGAGCUAGAGCCAGGACUACGCAAUUCCAGGACUAUAAUAUCUCUUAUAGAUCUAUAAGUGCAAUAAGCAACUCUAGGAAAUUGACAGCCCUAAAAAAAUUAAAAAAAUAUUACAAAAAAAAGGGGGAAAACCCCAAGCAAGCAUGAAAAACACCAGUGAAAUUGAUGGAAAACGAGGAAAUGAAACAUAUUAGUAAAUAAAAUUAGUUUAGGCAAAUAUCGAAGGAAGAAAUCUUUAAACUUUAUGAGUGUGUUAUUAUAUAACUAACAAAGAGGUCGACUAAGAUUGAUUAUAAAGAAUAUGUAAUUUUUUGAGCAUAUUAUGAAUUUAAUCCUGCCGUGAAAAGCGAAUUGGUCUUAUAUAUGUAUUUACUAUAUGAAUAUGUGCAUGUAUGAUACAUAUAUGUGUAAAUGAAAUUGAUUUCGACAACAGAACUAAACUAAACCACCAAACCAAAUGUUUGAUUCAGGAAUGGAAUUGGUAUACCGAAAACAAGAGAAACCGAGCUCUCAACACGAUUUACUUUACUAUAAUUACGCAUAACAAAUAAUAGAAUACUAAAGUAUAAAUAUACACUUAGCCUAAAGAAAUAUUACCAAACAAACGUAUUUCCUUGGUUCACCUUUAUUGUUUCGAACGAGCUAAAUUAAAAAUCCACACAGUUUAAGCCAUUGGCUUCACUGUUAAUUAGGAAGAAAAACGCGAAUCGAAGGAUAAAUGGAAUUAAUUCGGAUUGUGGAAAAUUCCAUUAGCCCCAUUUUAAUUUAUGAAUUUAUGUUUGAAUUUGUGCGUUAUUGUGUCUCAUCAACUAAUUGAAUUUACAAUUCUUCUCAAUAAAGCUAUCUACCAGCAAUAUUGGCUUAAAGCGGCAAAACAAAAAAUAGAUACUACAUAAACAGAUGAAUAAAUGAUGCCUGGGUUUUGUGUGCCCGACCAACCACCGAUAUAUAAAUAGCACUUGACAAUUACGCUUGAUUUAAUAUUUAUACAAGGUCGUGUUGAUUUUUUAAUGAUAAAUGCAAUUCUCAUCACGACUCUUCAAUUAAAUUACAUUUAAAUUAAAUUACACUUGCCAGAACAUAUUCACACACAAGCACGCGACGCUUUGCCCGGUUAUUUCGUAAAGACCCCCAUAUUUUUUACACCCAUUUCAUUAUUCCCCAAAAACAAACUUCAGAGGAAUAUCUUCUGGAAUGGAAAAAACUUGUGCAGCGAAAUUAAAUUGUAACAUAAUAAUGAAACGAGACCGUUUUUAUAAAAAAAAAAAACAUUGAAUGCUUAAUUGUGCAUGAACAAGACAAGACAAUCAAUGUGGUUUGAUAUUUCCUAUUUCCGCUUUUAGUUGUACACAUUGUUCUUCCAUUGUUGCUUCGAACAAAAACAUUUUUCUGUAUAAAAUGCCUUAAGCGAAGGACACUAGGAAAUGAAAUAAAAAUCAGGAAUCAGUGGUUUAAUGACGUCAAAACCUUUUAAUUUAAAUACUCAACUUAGCAGGUGUCAUUUAAAAUGUGUUAACUGUGUUUUAGACGAGAAAUAUCUAAAUGUUGGCCUUUGAAAACUAUGCCAACCGUAAUUAUUACACGUAGGAGCUUUAUCAAGAUUCAA
Drosophila erecta is the source of this 3267-nucleotide messenger RNA. RefSeq names its product Kv channel-interacting protein 1. NCBI's taxonomy places the organism in Eukaryota, Metazoa, Arthropoda, Insecta, Diptera, Drosophilidae. Bases 1030 to 1650 code for a protein of 206 amino acids. The record is from RefSeq and is a predicted model, not a curated record. The transcript is spliced from 7 exons. Gene Ontology annotation, molecular function: calcium ion binding.